Molecule: messenger RNA, 1673 nt
Organism: Aplosporella prunicola CBS 121167
Lineage: Eukaryota; Fungi; Ascomycota; Dothideomycetes; Botryosphaeriales; Aplosporellaceae
Exons: 1
Coding region: 5-1315 (436 amino acids)
Cellular component (GO): nucleus
Molecular function (GO): exonuclease activity; nucleic acid binding
Source: RefSeq, a predicted model, not a curated record
GAAGAUGAAGGUGGAUGAUUGGAAAGCCCACGUAACAUCACUCCAAGCAGCACAAUCUGGCAUGCCACCGCCACCAAAAGAGGCGCCUCCGCCCCCGCCACUCGAUACUGGGCUCACCCCGAAACAAGAAAUGAUGCUACUAUCCCAUCUCAUAACCCCUCAAAAAGGCCUGGAGAAGUUCGGCUACGUCACGAGCGUACCAAGCGAAGCAGAAAUCGAGCAGGCCAAGGCAGGCAAUGCCGCCAGUGAUGGCUGGGAGAAAUGCGAUCGCUGCAGCACCCGUUUCCAGGUCUUCCCUGAUCGACGUGAAGAUGGCGCUCUUACCAGUGGCAAGCAGUGUGCGUAUCACUGGGGCAAACUUCUACGGCCAGCAUACAAAAAGACUGAAGCAAUUACCGGCCGGGCUGAGCCAACAUAUACAUGUUGUCAUGAAUUAGGUGGAAGCCCAGGUUGUACUGUAAAGGACACGCAUGUGUUCAAGAUCAGCGAAGCAAAGAGGUUGGCCAUGGUGCUGCCGUUCAUCUCGACUCCUCCAAACCCCAAAGCCAGGAAAGAUCAGGCAGUCAGCUUUGACUGUGAGAUGGGAUACACUGUAUACGGGUUUGAGCUUAUUCGCUUGACUGCAACCUCUUGGCCAGAUGGGGCGCCGCUCAUUGACGUCCUUGUCAGGCCACUUGGAGCCGUUUUGGAUCUCAACACUCGUUUCUCUGGUGUAUCACCCGAGCUCUUCUUUAACGCUUUGGAUUAUGACGCGAAGGAUUCCUUGUCAUCAAGUCAUGCAGGAGCAGGUGAUGCAGAGAAGCCCACGCUCCGGAUCGUUAGCAGCCCUGUCAGAGCACGAGACUUGCUUUUGUCACACAUAUCUCCGGAAACACCGUUGAUAGGACAUGGAAUAGAGAACGAUCUCAACACGGUGCGCCUUGUACACCCCGCCAUUGUUGAUACGACGGCGCUGUAUCCACACCCAAGAGGCCUUCCUUUCCGUUUAAGUCUUAGGCACCUGACCAAACAGAUGCUUUCCAGGGAGAUCCAAACGGCAGGUGCGGCGGGACAUGACAGUUUGGAGGAUGCGCGAGCAACAGGAGAUCUAGUACGGGUCAAAGUGGGCAAGGAGUGGAGGAAGCUCAAGCAUGAUGGCUGGACCGUCAUUGAAGAAGGCUUCUGUCCGCCCGUGCCUCCGGGAUCAGGAGGGGUGCCGAAGCCAGCUGACCUACCGACUCUUGGUUCGGCGGUGUUGGGCAAGACUUUGAAGAAAAGAAAAAGGACACAGACUGAAGGAGCGGAUGAUGAGGCUGAGGACAGUCCGGGGCGUUGAUGCCACGGCAUAACGGAUUGGAAGGAAUAAUGACCGAGUUCAGGUUAUCGGGUUGCACCAGCGAUGACGGAAUAUUGUUUUAUUUUGGCGUGGGCACCUAGGGAAGCGAGCACUGGCGUUGGAGGAGCAAUGUUACGAAAAGCAACGGGAGGUUCCAGAACAUGCAAAAGCCUGUUUUUGUACAGAUCAGCGCUCAGCUCCCGCGCGGACGGUGAGGGAGUGGCGCAAUUGGGAGGAUGCCCAGAAGCGCCGCCUACCCCAGAUUCUGAGGACCCUGGGGCAGAUCUCGAUGCGCGUCAGGGCGUGCGUAGGUCUAACGUCACCCCGCGUGCUCGAAAACAAGCAUUGAGGGCGAUGC